UUAGAAAACUUUAUUUGUUUUGUACAAAAUACGCAACAUUAUGAAAAUUUAGGAAUUACGCGUAAUAGUGAUUGAUAUUUUUAUGUUCGAUUGUUUUGAAUUAUUCUAUUUUGAAUUAUUUUCAUGCUAAAUAAGUAUUUUUGUUUUUAAAAUAAUUAACCAUUUUAGUGAUACUCGUACUUUGAGUUAUAGGUACUUGAAAGUGAUAAUUAAAAGAAUGGGGAAUACAAGUAAGAAAUUAGCAGCAAAGUGUACUUUAUUAACAAGAGAUGAACAAAAGUAUGUGGCCGCAACAUUCCGGGCAGCAAGCAAGAACUCUGAAAAGAUCCGCGAGGAGGAACUCAUCGUGAGUGGAAAAGUAGAUCCAGUGUCAUUAGAAAAAUUCUGGAGCCCACAAAUAGAUCCGAGGCUGGCCCAGUACCUGUCAAAUUACCUGUUCGGCUCUGGAGCGGAUAAGUUGACUACAGUUGACUUCAACCGGUUCGCGGAACUUUACGUGUAUAAUGUGCGAGGCACAAUAGAAGAAAGAUUGACGGUGACAUACAAUUGUCUGGGAAUGGAUUUCAAUGAAGAUGUCGAGCUACCGUUUCAGCUGCUGAAAGAGUACUGCGAAAGCAUAGCAGCCACUUACAUGAAAAUAGUUAAGUCGUCGACGUCCAAACGCGUCAAGACAUGGCUGGACAAGGGGUUCCGAGUGGACGCGGGUCAUGUGCAGGCGCUGGGUGAAGCAAUCGCAGCCACGGCGGGGGGAGACCCGGACUCGCCCCCCCAUCAUUGUACCUCAUCGCAGCUUUCCAAAUGGCUACAAACAAAUAUACUGUUUAAGCAGCUGGAGGAGCUGGUCUUCGUGAAUCUGUACGGCAUCAACAAGCGAGGCGGUGACGAGAGCCCCUCGCCUCUACCGCCUGCGCCCGUCACCCUCCUGCCCGCGCCUGACGGUCUGGACGCGAUGCCUGACUACCCGGCGUUCAUAGACCUCUCCCACAUCGCGUGGAUCAACAGUCAGCUGCCGCAGAAGUAUCAGCACAAGUGGAGGUUCCUGUUCUCCUCGCAUAUACACGGAGAAUCCUGGUCCACUAUGGCAGGUCGCAUCCAAGAGCAAGGUCCAUCAGUCCUCAUCAUAGAAGACAACAACGGAUACAUAUUCGGGGGCUUCGCCACCGCGUCCUGGAGCUUCAGCCCCAACUGGACCGGAGUCGAUGACAGCUUCCUCUUCACCUGCGCGCCCAAGAUGAGGAUGUACCCUGCAACGAACUAUAACGACCAUUACCAGUACAUGAAUCAUCAUACGAAGACGCUGCCCAAUGGUAUGAUAAUGGGUGGUCAGUUAGAGUUUGGUGGUAUCUGGGUGCCCGCGGAGCCCUUCGGCGAGGGUUCCUCUGCGGAAUCUUGUUCCACAUACAAGGGCUACAAGAGGCUGAGCAAGGAACCACACUUUCACAUACGAUCCAUUGAAGUCUGGGGUGUCGGAGACAAACCGAGUGUGGACAAGGAUAUGGACGAGCGUGACGUCAGCAUCCUGGAUGCGAACCCCGAUGCUAAGGCGAUACUGGACAUGGCAGGUCGCACGCGGCACAGCGAGGGACUGCGUGAGGAGCCGCCCUUAUAAUAUACGACGCUAAUGAAUCAAGAAGUAAUCUACAAGUGACAACAUGUUCUGCGAUCUCAAUAAUGGUGCAAUUGAUGGUGAUUUUUAUUGUGUUGAACAAAUGAUGAAAGGAUUACGAGGAGUUUCAAGUAUAAUCCGCAAAAAGCAACAAAAUAUUACGGUGUGUUUUAUUACUCUAUGUAAGCGAAACAAUUGGAACUCGUUACCGAAAAAAAAUUCCAUAAUAGUACAAUUAAAUUGAUUGAAACAAAAGUAAUUAUGAUUUGUACUAUUGACAAAAUUGAUUCAUGACCCACGUUUGCUAAUAAUUCUUUGAAAAUUAUAGAAAAAGUUAGGUUUAUAUUUGAAUGAAAAAAAUUGUAUGACAUUUUAUGAACUAUUAUCAAGCGAAUUUCGACCUACUUAUUUAUUAUGACUGUAGGGUAAUGGCAUGAAAGUGGGUUACGACUAAAUUUUGUCGAUAGUACAUCUGUUUAUGUGACAUACAGACGUUAAUACUAUAGAUGUAUAGAACAAAAUGGCGUCGAGUGUUUUCGUUGAAAUACGCGCGAAAAUUUAAAAUACACUUAUCGAUUGAUUAAAAAUUAACGAUUUUGUAUGGUCUGUUAUCACCCUGGGAUCUUAAUUUUUUAUGAGAAAAACGAGACGAACAACACGUUCACUCGAUAGUAAAUGAUACGCAGUGAACGGACUACAAAUUAGGCGCGUCGCAUUCAGAAGCAAGAUGUUAAGUUUCAUCAUAUCACUAAUUUCACUAAGUACUGAGCUCAUUCAAUCGAAACCCAAUAAGGGUAAGCGUAUACUGAGACUCAGACGACUCAGGUCCACGCAUCACAGGGCAGAGCAGAUUUUGUAAUACAGUGAAACCUGGUUAAGUGAGACAUCAAGGGACCUGCAAUGUCGUUUCACUUAUAGAGGUAUUCCACUUACCCAGUGUCUCAGAUAUACAGGUAUAAAUAAAUAUCUGUCUCAUUUACAGAGGGUUCCAUUAAUAGAGGUGAGAAUACAGGUUAUUUCAGUUAUACAGGUGCGAUCAUUAAAUAAAAUAACGUGUUAUGCAUGUAAAUGAGUUCUAAUAAAAAAAAUAUUAUGUAC
This is a messenger RNA of Leptidea sinapis, 2704 nucleotides long. Its product is annotated as MTOR-associated protein MEAK7. The coding region runs from base 218 to 1609 and encodes 463 amino acids. Lineage: Eukaryota; Metazoa; Arthropoda; Insecta; Lepidoptera; Pieridae. The transcript has 11 exons. The record is from RefSeq and is a predicted model, not a curated record.